Molecule: messenger RNA, 1017 nt
Organism: Colletotrichum graminicola M1.001
Lineage: Eukaryota; Fungi; Ascomycota; Sordariomycetes; Glomerellales; Glomerellaceae
Product: D-isomer specific 2-hydroxyacid dehydrogenase
Exons: 4
Coding region: 1-1017 (338 amino acids)
Cellular component (GO): cytosol
Molecular function (GO): NAD binding; glyoxylate reductase (NADPH) activity; hydroxypyruvate reductase [NAD(P)H] activity
Source: RefSeq, a predicted model, not a curated record
AUGUCGAGACCAAAGGUCCUCCAGCUGGGCGAGAUCGAGCACGCCCACGAAGCCUGGUCCGGGCUGAGCUCCGUCGCGGACAUUGUCAAGCCCAAGGCGACCAGCCGCGCCGAGUUCCUCGACGAGUGCAGGUCCGGCGCCUUCGACGGCGUAAAGGCCAUCUACCGCACGUUCGCGAGCGUCAGGACCACGGGGCGGAUUGACGCCGAGCUGCUUGCUGCGCUGCCCGAGAGCGUAGGCUUCAUCUGCCACAACGGCGCCGGCUACGACCAGAUCGACGUCCCGGCCUGCACCCCGCGCGGCAUCCUCGUCUCCAACACCCCGACCGCCGUCGACGACGCCACAGCCGACAUCAACAUCUGGCUCAUGCUCGGCGCCCUGCGCAACCUCAACGCCUCCGUCCUCUCCCUCCGCGCCGGCCGGUGGCGCGGCCAACCGCCCCCGCCCCUGGGCCGCGACCCCCAGGGCAAGGUCCUCGGCAUCCUCGGCAUGGGCGGCAUCGGCCGCAACUUCGCCCGCAAGGCCGCCGCGUUCGGCAUGCGCGUGCGCUACUUCAACCGGACCCGGCUCGACCCGGCCCUCGAGGCCGAGUGCUCCGCCUCCUACGUCGACUUUGAGACGCUGCUGCGGGAGAGCGACGUCAUAUCCCUCAACCUACCUCUAAACUCCCACACGCGCCACACCAUCUCCCACGCGCAGUUCGCCCAGAUGAAGCCUGGCGUCGUCAUCGUCAACACGGCGCGCGGCGCCGUCAUCGACGAGGCCGCCCUCGUCGACGCCCUCGCGUCCGGCCGCGUCGCCAGCGCCGGCCUCGACGUCUUCGAGAACGAGCCCGAGGUCCACCCGGGCCUGCUCGACAACCCCAACGUGCUGCUCGUGCCGCACAUGGGCACCUGGACGGUCGAGACCAGCGUCAAGAUGGAGGAGUGGGCCAUCGGCAACGCGCGGCGGGCCGUCGAGGAGGGGCGGCUCAAUAGCGUCGUCGUCGAGCAGAGGGAUCUGGCGAAGACGGGAUAA